AUGAAGAACGUCUUUGCUGCCUCCGUCGCCCUUCUCGCGGCCUUUUCCUCCGCCAUGCCCACCUCCUCGCCCAUGGAGACCGAUGCCUCCAUCACCCUCUCGACUCUUGAGAGCCGCGCUGUCGUCUGCUCUGUCGCCGCUGUCGACAGACUCAUCUUCAAGACCACCAUUCCCGUCUUCCUCAAGGCCCGCAAGGCCAAGGACCCCAAGCGCUGCCGGUGGGACUCCGACGGCUGCACCAGCGCCCCCGACCGCCCAGCCAUGUUCAACUUCAAGCCCGCCUGCCAACGCCACGACUUUGGCUACCGCAACACCAAGGCGCAGAGGCGCUACACCAAGGCCAUGAAGAAGCGCAUCGACGACCAGUUCAAGAAGGACCUGUACAAGUACUGCUCCGGCUUCAAGGGCCUCUUGGCCUUCCAGGGCGUCAGGUGCCGCCGCUACGCCGACAUCUACUACGUCGCCGUCCGCAAGUUUGGCCGCCGCGACCUCGAGGCCGUUGAGGACGAGAGCAUCGUCAAGCGCGCCGAGACCGAGGAGGCUGAGGAAGAGUUUGAGUACUUUGACGCCAACGAUGUCGAUCCCGAUAUCGAGGGCCAGGUCAUCCCUGAGCUCACUGAUGAUGAGGAGGAGUGA
Molecule: messenger RNA, 636 nt
Organism: Verticillium dahliae VdLs.17
Lineage: Eukaryota; Fungi; Ascomycota; Sordariomycetes; Glomerellales; Plectosphaerellaceae
Product: secretory phospholipase A2
Exons: 1
Coding region: 1-636 (211 amino acids)
Biological process (GO): phospholipid metabolic process; arachidonate secretion
Molecular function (GO): A2-type glycerophospholipase activity
Source: RefSeq, a predicted model, not a curated record